Molecule: messenger RNA, 6149 nt
Organism: Geodia barretti
Lineage: Eukaryota; Metazoa; Porifera; Demospongiae; Tetractinellida; Geodiidae
Source: the annotation of a GenBank genome assembly
CAUACAGGGAGACACACGCACCGGAGCCGCUCAUCACCUGCCAAAGCAGGAAAUGAUUCCCCUUACCGAGACUAGUAGUCUGUUCACGGCCAAAUCAGUCAUCGUAAGACGAGAGGCUCCCGUCCAUGCGGGUGUGCUCUCUGCCACAGCAUCUCACUCACAGAGUACGCAGACCUGCGCUGGAUGGGUGCACGAGAACCAACUGAGGAAUUGAAGUGUACUGCGCGGAUGGUUGUCGGAAGAGAAGCCUCUGGCCUGCCUCCUGUAACUGCGCAGAGGGAAGGAGCCAACCGAGAAGAUUCGAAAUGAGUAGAAAGAUCUGCUCCUCGUCUCACACUGCUCAUCCACCUGCAUGUCUCAGGAGUGCAGCCACAAAGCACCACUGGAGUGAGGAGCAGUCCUCCCACGCCUUUUCAGACACAGCAGCUCUGUCAAGCAGUGAGGAGACGCCCCAUAACCCCUGCUCGUCUUCCCGGCUGAGGAAAGGAUCAGAGCCCCCACCGUCCCUCUUGGCUCUCUUUGAUGGUGGCAAGAAAGCUCACAAGCAGCACAGCUACGAAGAGGAGUCAAUGCACCCAAAACAGCAUUCCCUGGACAACAGUCACUUGAGUACCUCUCAACCUCACGGGUCACCAAAACACAGGCGUCGCAUGAGAUCGCCUGUGUUGUCCAGCAAAAAGAUGGAAAUAUCCCGAACUCCCUCCCACCCCCAGCUCAAUCAGACCACCAGCACUCCUCAUUUUCCCCACAGUCUGUCCACUCAGCCUCUGACCAAGGCCUCUUCCAUCCAGCAGUUGAGAGCUGCCUCUCCUUCAGACCUGGAGGAAGGACGCAACCAUCGCAGCUACUCUGGAGGCCGGGAAGACAUGAAGCGACUGAACCUCCCAAAGCUGCAGAGGCAAAAGCAGAGUGUCCAGAGCACCAGCAAGGAGUCUCUCCUCAGCAGCAAUACCAGUUCAGUUGGAUCUUUGAAUGUGAGGGAAGUGGAGAGAGAAGUGGGGAAGGAGAAUGCAGGUCGUGUUGUCAACAAGAGACUCAUGAGUGUUGAUUCAGUGCCCAUGCGCUCCUCUGCAAGGAGCUCUGCUGACAUGUGGCGUCGUAACAGUUCUCAGAUCGGGAUUCGCAGGGAAGGGGUGAGUGGCGGUAGAGGAGGCGUGCGGCCUCACUCCAUGGUGGAGACCUCCACACUUCGACCAUACUACCCCAUGGACUGGAACCCCAGUCCGUCAACUCUGGUGGCUCAGAUGUUCUGGACUGCCGUUAGCUUACUGGAGUCAGAUUUUGAGGCCGAGUUCUCCAUGGCUCUCAGACUUAUCUCUAAGAGUUUGGAGAAACUGGACCUUUCUCUGCCGGAGUCAUGGGAGAGUCUUCAGAAUCUGCUGCCAAAGUUUAAGUGGCCAACGUUUCCAGGGGUGCAAGCACUACUACUGAAGGGGCUGACUUUGGAUAGUGUCGCUCAAGACACGCUAUCUCUCUUGGUGCUCAUCACUCCGUUCUGCACGAAGCCAAUAUUUGAUCCCUCCCAGUACAGUGGAUUGCCCCUCAACAUUAUGGCUCUAAUGCCAUUCCUUGUCUACCACUUCAGUAGCCCAACUCCAUUCUGCCUCAAGGCUGUGUCCAAUAUUAGACAGGCCUGUGAGGCAGCUGAGUUACUGUCAGAGGAAAGCAAGUUGAAACUGCAGCACAUGAGCAGGAUGUUUCAGAUGUACAGUGAAGGAGAGUUCACCACUGGCUGUGACAUCUGGCUGGCUGGCAUUUGCCGCUACCUCAACGAGGCUUAUGCCUCUCUUGCAGUGCCAAUGCUGAAACUGCUCUCCACGAUGUUGGAGCAAGGCCCAGACCUUUACCAUCGACCAGUUCUGCGACUACUGUACGAAUACCUGCGCCUGCAAGAGCCUCUAGCCCACAGAAUGCAAGGUCUGGUCAACUCUACGAUAGUGGUGGUACACCGCCACCUAGCUGGGCCUCUGUGGAAGGAAGCAGUGGACUUGCUCAAGUUGGUUGUAGCCAGUUCGGCUGCUCUGGUCCAGCCCCCGACACGAGGCUUGCCGGUUGACCUGGGCCUGAUCCACCACACCCUUCCUGGACCAACUCUGCAGUUCAAGAUAGACCUCCAGCCAAACUCGAAAGAUCUGGGCCUUUCUCAUGAGUCAUUGGUCCAGUGUUCCUGGAAGAAUCCAGCAGGCAGCCAGCGCUGCACAAGAGAGCGACUGCUGAGUGUCAUCAAUGCUUGUAUUCCAAUCCCAGUACUGAUGAGCAGCCCUUCGGUUGUGUUUACGGAUGAGCAGGCCCUCAUGGAGAAGGCUACCAGUGCAAGUGAGGAGGCUAGCAGCUCUCUGGCCAGUGUCCCUGGAGACCUAUCCUCCCAACCGGAGGCACAGUCUCUCAUUGCCGAUGAGUUCAACUUCCUCGACAACAUGGAGUACAUCUAUGACAGCUCCAGUGAGAGCGAGACUCCUCCUGGUCCUUUCAGCCGUCCAGGGGAAGAGGGAGAGGUCGGGGAAGAGGAAGAAGAAGAGGAGGACGACGAGGAGAGCCUUUCAGAUUCAGAGACCCUGCCAGAGCUGAGCAUGUCAGAUCUUGACCGUGGCACUGCUCUCUCUUACUCCCACUCUCCUGAGUCAUCCCUCCCAUCUCUGCCAUAUGAACUGCAGAGUCUCUCUGGCCAGCUCGAGGCUCUAGGACAGAGUGGCGAGACCUUGCCCGAGGAGGAGGAGCCACUGCCAGAGGAGCCACUCCCUUUUUCUGAAGGUCCCCUGCACCAACACGAGUCCUCUCGUGCCUCAACUCUCACUGGGGGCUCUCCUGAAUCUCACGAUGCCAGUUUAGAUGCCGCCAGUUUGCCCGAGAAAGUUGUCAGUGGUGACGAAGACUGGUCUGGAGUGCCUGUCUCUAAAUCACAAACUCGGCCUGAUGGAAAGGAAAGGGCAACUGCAGCUUAUAAGGAAGGUCCACCUUCUGACUCAGAGAGCAGCAGAGACAGUAGCUGUCUAGGAACUGAAACUGAUGCAAGAAGCAAAAGAAACCAGAAACCUUUAGGCCUUGGUGGUAAGCCUGCAGCGUCUAGCAGAUGGCAGAGUGAGCCACCUGAAGACAGCCAACAGAGGAUUAUUGAAGUGCCAACUGAAGGCAGGGGUCGCAGUGAGCCUCCAUCUCAGAGCAGCAGCAGCAAGGUCUCAGCUGAAGGCAGCUGGCUGCAUAAACCUCCAGAUAAACGGAGUGGGCAAAGUAUGAAUCCAACUGGAGCAGGUUUUCGUGAGCCAACAGCUGACGAAAGGCAAAUCAGUGAGCCUCCAACUCAGCGACUAAUGGAAACUCCAGCGGAUGUCAGAGGUGGGAGUGAGCCUCCACCUGAUGCCAGAAGGCUAAAACCGCCUGAUGUCAGUUGGGUUAGUCAUAGCAGAGCAGGAGAACAAGAAAUCACUCAACCAGCAUCAACACCAAGGCAACUUAGUGUACAAUCUGAUUCACCAGAACGUGAAGAGUCAAAUGUAAAUGAACCUUCAGCUAAAUCAACUACAGAACCUUCAAUGGAAUCAAAUGAAACUACUGCAGAACCUUCAACUGCAGAACCUCCAAAUGAAACUACUGCGGAUACUGCAGAAUGUUUAGCAAAGUCAAAUGAACUAACAGCAGUAGAGUCAAACCUCAGUCGACUUGCAACAGAAUCAGAACUGGUAGAAGAACUAGUGAAACCACUCACCAGAAGUUCUCUGGAGCCAAUGGAGCUUAAUGGGGGUGUGGGAGAAGGAAGACAUGUUAGUGAGCCUCCAGCAGAAGGUCCUGGGAAACCUGAGGGCCAGGCUGGAGGUCGAGCAGUCAGUGAGCCUCCAAGCGACAGGUCUUCUGAGGGUCUGCCCAGACUGGACAAGAAGGAAGAGGAGGCCUCCCCAAGUGAGCCCUGUGAAGAGAAGCAGAGCUCCACUGAACCAACCGAUGAAGUCAGGGAUGAGAAUGGCUCUGUAGGGGAAGUUAAAGUGGGCUCAAGUCCUCCAUCGGCCCUGACAGCUGCAGAUGAGAGAACUGAUGUUCGAAAUGAUGAGUGGGUUCUGGUGGAACAAGUUGAUGGACACGAAAGAGAGUCUGUGGAGGAGCAGAUAGCAGACUUCACUUCAGUCCAGCCAUUCCAGAGUGCAGCAUCUCGUUUCAUCCUUGUGUCAAAUGAAGAGGCAAGAUUUACCAACUGUAUUGCAGACAUGUGGAAGAGACAUGUUGGGAGUCUUGGCUGUGAGAAGCCAGAGCAACUGGCUGUCCACACCCACUUCCUCUUUGUUCGGCUUUUUCCAGUGUUGAGGCAGCAGUUUACAGUUCUUACAAGGGAGGCCUGCAACUACCUUGGCCAUGCCUACAGCACAGUAGCAGCUCACUUCUUAGUGACAGUUGAGCUACUGGGCUCCCAGUUCCAGCUGCCCAUUGUGUACAUUGACUCCGAGCUGUUGGUGAAGGCAAAGUUAGUUGAAUCUCACGUGUUUCUGACUCUGGAGUUGGAUGGCAAUAUAGAUGUCUAUUAUGAACGUCGGAGGACUGUUUUACAGCGCCUGGAGCUGAUAAAACUGCAGCUACGACAACAGAGCAAGGGUGGAGAAUCGGAUGAGCAUGUGAAAGUUGUUUCUCUAUCUCCUGAACAAGCUGCAUUGCAGCUGUGUCAGGCAGUUCACAGGCUCCAUUUCCAGUUACUGGUGCUGCUUGGGAGCUACAUAAAGUUGCUGGACUCCCUGCAGCCGUACCUGGCGACAUGUGGGGGAGUGGAGAUGUCUCAGGAGCUGGCCGAGGUCCGAGCUGGUGUGGAGGAGAGUGUGCGGCUGCUGGGGCGAGUCCCCUCUCCUCUGUUGGAGCUGGUGACACAGCCUUUUGCUGAGGCUCUUCAGGUCCUGGAGGAUACACUCACUCAGAAACAGUGGUCUCGGGCUGUGCAGCUGCUUAGAGCAAUCAGGAGGCAGAACAGAGAUUUGGAUGUGUUAGGCGGCUCAGAGGAUGACGACGUCGACUGUUUGUUUUUCAUCUAUGCCAGGUUCUUAACUGACAACCAGGAAGGGGUUGUGAGCAUCACGUCAGAGAACAGUCAGUUGUCAGAUGUCCACAGUCGUCUAAUGGCACAGAAUGUAAGCCUGCAUUCCCUCCUGGAGACCACCCACCAGAACCUCUUGUCACCAUAGAAACACUUAUUAAUCAGCAGGCCAUUUUUAAAACUCAUUUUACCAACACAAAACACAGAGUGACUAUUUGCAAUAUCUGUCUGCCUUCAUUCGUUCUCUGCGGUCUAGCAAUGCUUCGUGAAGUCUUCCUUGUUGCCGAGCAGCCUCAAGGCCUUCCUUGCUCUCCCCACACACACGGACACGUCUGUCUUCCCAACUCUGAAACUUCUUCACAUAGCUGUACUCGACUGAAGCCACAUUUCUCUCUGCCAACUCUGACUCCUCUGUUCCAGUUUCCUUCUUCUUUGCUGCUGCUGGAAGGUCACUCCACAUCUGGUGAAUUGGCAGAGAAUAUAAGACAAUAGCACCAACACCAACUCACUGUCAUCACUUCUCUUUCCUGGGCCUUUUCACUGGCUGCCACGAGUCGCCCAUCGUCAGUAACUGUCAGGAAACGAUGAUUGCAGGCACACAGAGCAACUUUACCCUACAGGUAGUAGAGUAGGAUGCGGGAGAGAGCUCCGCAAGGUUGCUCACUGACCUCCUCAAACACAAGUUCCCACUGCUCUCUGGGCCCCAUGGCUUCUGUGCGACCUGCCAGGUCCCCAGAUAUAGCAACACUGACAUAUCGUCCAUAGGCCGUCUUGAUUGCCACUCUAUCGGUCUCCCCAACUCUGACCAGGCUAAACACCUCCCCAGCGUGGGGUCCCUCUCCGUCUUCCCUGGGUUCUCCCACACGGAAUUCACCAGUGUCUAGCGCUUGCACGUAGCCCCCCGUGCAAGUCAGCAGUAACACCCUUCCUCUAGCCGUCUCCUCUGCGUAGACUCUUCGGAAACACACCAUGGCGCAGGUCUUCUUCGUUCACUUCUUCUUGACUCUCUCUCUUUCUUUUUCGCCUUUUCUUUCCCUUUAGGGCCCCCGAGGCCGGGCCCUUGAGUCUUAGCUUUCCAACACGCACGGCCGAAUAGGCAGACAUCCCCUGGUGGUGUGGUCCGGUGAUCCCGCGCCCACCA